Notolabrus celidotus (New Zealand spotty) is the source of this 1680-nucleotide messenger RNA. It is a transcript of the gene prrx1b, whose product is annotated as paired related homeobox 1b. The coding region runs from base 464 to 1012 and encodes 182 amino acids. The record is from RefSeq and is a predicted model, not a curated record. Gene Ontology annotation, molecular function: DNA binding; DNA-binding transcription factor activity, RNA polymerase II-specific. The transcript has 7 exons. Gene Ontology annotation, biological process: regulation of DNA-templated transcription. Lineage: Eukaryota; Metazoa; Chordata; Actinopteri; Labriformes; Labridae.
AAGAGUCCCGGUGCAGCGCUGCAAUCAGCGCAGCGCACAGGGAGCGUGUCUGCAGCGCGUGCUCCUCUGCUCAGGAAGUCAGGAGUCAACGAGGAGGCCAUUCAACUCCAAUUAAGGAAAUCAGACCGGACAGGGGCCAAAGCUCCGCUCCAAUCAGCACCAGAGGUCAUCGGGCAGCGGCGGCGGCCCGGGACCUUCAUCAUCAUCAUCAUCGUCGUCCUCUUCGGCCUGAGGACAGGACUGCACCGAGGGACUGAGCUCACACAGAGAAAUAUGAAAAUCCCCCGAAGUCUCCAGUUUGGUUUGGGGGACUUCCCAGACAGUCCAGUCUCUAAUCCAGCUCUGAUUAGCUGAGCGUCUACCUGCAGAUCAGACACCUGUGAGAAGUAAAGCGGCCAAUUUAGCUGCUUGGAGGCGCAACACCUGAACUGUCUGCAUCAGAAGUUCCAAUAAAGAUGAACAGAUGAACACAGAGGAGAAGAAGAAGAGGAAGCAGCGCAGGAACAGGACCACCUUCAACAGCAGCCAGCUGCAGGCUCUGGAGAGAGUGUUUGAGAGGACCCACUACCCCGACGCCUUCGUCAGGGAGGACCUGGCCCGCCGCGUCAACCUCACUGAGGCCAGAGUCCAGGUUUGGUUUCAGAACAGGAGAGCGAAGUUUCGCAGGAACGAGCGUGCCAUGCUGGCCAGCAAAAACGCCUCGCUCCUUAAGUCGUAUUCAGGAGAUGUGACGGCAGUGGAGCAGCCCAUCGUCCCACGUCCCGCACCGCGCCCAAAUGACUACCUGUCCUGGGGCAGCGCUGCUCCCUACAGCUGGUAUCCAAUGCCGGAGGGGGGGCCAGUGCGGAUGCCACAGAAAAUGCUGCCCUCAGAGAACAACGCCAUGGCAACCUACCCGCCCACCUGCUCCAACACUAACACGUCCCAGGGAAUGAACAUGGCCAACAGCAUCGCCAACCUGCGGCUCAAAGCCAAGGAGUACAGCUUGAAUCAGGUGCCCACGGUCAACUGAGAGGAGGGGAGGCUGGGGGGGGGAGAGGCUCGCGGAGACGGGGAGGGGGGCCGUCUCUGCUACUGGACCCCUGCAGACUGACACCGUCUCUGGAGCCUCAGUGGUGUUUCUACACCAAAAUGUUGGACACCGAGUGAUGUCAGGAGUUUCCCUAAAUCGCCUUUUUUCAUCCUCCUGACCAUCACCGAACUCUUGUUUGUACACAAAGACAUCUAGACUGGAUGCUGUAGCCGAAUAUCUGCGUAGUUUUUCAUUUGUCAAAGUGACUGAAAUGAAUUUUUAAAAAUAAUUGUACUGUUCUCGAUGGAGGCUCAUGUACGGACUACGUGGAUUUCCCUUUUUGUCCCUUUGGCUGUGGUGUUGGAGUAAAUUACAGACCAGAUCUGGGAUCAACGACUUUCUUCUUUUUUUUUUUCCCAUUUUAAAACCAACAAAAACCCACAAGGACUUCCUUUGACAUUUACGCAAUUUUUUUUAAGAUAAUUUUGUUUUUUUCCACAUUUCUUUCCAUUUUAUACCACUGACGAGCAAACAUGUUCAUCGCAUUUUGAAUUUCAUGUUAUAGUCCAAUAUAAAGGAGAGGCUGAUGUAUUUCUGAAUCCAAAAACAGUAGAUUCUCUAAAUGUCCUAUGAUAACCUUUAUUUGUAACAGAAUAAAAACUUGUAUA